Molecule: messenger RNA, 2139 nt
Organism: Chrysemys picta bellii (western painted turtle)
Lineage: Eukaryota; Metazoa; Chordata; Testudines; Emydidae
Source: RefSeq, a predicted model, not a curated record
UCCGCUUCAGAGCAUGACCCACCUCUAGCUGAUGGAGGUCAGGGAGAUACAUUCCCCAUGAGCAAAUCAUUCCAGAGUGUCUUUGUUUGGGGCUUCUCACUCCUUUCUCUGCAGCAUCUGGCUACUGGAACAGUGUCUCCCUGGUUAAUCUGGACUGCAGCUCUUUCACAUUUCCCUUCCCCGCUGCUGGAUGAGUGGGAUUCUCAUGGGCCAGAAGGUCAGGAAUCCUCCACCUGUCUCCUUUCCACCCAGGUGCAGCAGCUCUGCUCGGGUCCCUAGUGGAGGAUGUUCGGCUCAGAAUACAUGCUGUCCUCGCUCCCGGCUGCAUCUCACUUCUACAGCCCUGCUUUCUCGGCCCAGCUCGCAUCCGCUCCUGUCUGCAGCCUCUUCCUCCCAGCCCCCAUUUUCAGCUACCAGCUCUUCCAGCCCUGCAGCCCUCCGGAGCCCUGCAAACAAGCAUUGCUGCUGGCGAGCCAAGGCACAGGUUUGGGGGAGCUGGGGGACUUCUCAGAGGAAGCUCGCCCGCAGAAGCAGAGACGAGCCCGAGCCAAUUACAGCAGCUGGCAGCUGGAGGAGCUGGAAUCAGCCUUUGAGACCACGCACUACCCUGACAUCUUCAUGAGGGAGGCCCUAGCCCUCCGGCUAGACCUGAUAGAGGCCAGGGUUCAGGUUUGGUUCCAGAACCGCAGAGCGAAGCUGAGGAGACAACUGAAACUGCAGGGUCGAGCUCUGGACCGAGCCCUCACUAGGGACUCAUCUGCCUCAGGACACAAGAAGCCCCAAGCCCCCCAGGAAAUCGAAGGUUCAAGUAAGAGCUCUAGAGUUGGAACACUGGAAGGAGACCCGGAACACUGGCCAAGCACUGGCCCCAAAGGGCAGUCUCCUCCUGGACCUCCCCUGUAUAGGGGAUCUGAGGCCACCGGGGGAGCCAAGGCCAGAGGAAAUUUAGUCCUACAGGACCCCCAGCUUGUGGGUCAAGGCACAAGAGCAUGAGGCUGAAAUUGACCUCCCCCCACCCCCUGCAGUUCAGGAGCAGCCUGACUCAGAACCAGACCCAGCAGGGCUCUGGGCACACACAAAUAGAGCCUGAAACUGACCCUGACAUCAGUCCCCCCUUCCCGGAUCUCUCCAGCCUCUGGGCCUUGGACCUUCGCUCCCAAACAAAGACUGUAACCAUUUCUUCAGGGGGCUAUAGUCACCGUGAAUGGAGCAGGGAACAUCAGAGGCAUUAUAGGGGCUUCCCAAGCCCACUGAAGGCCGUUGUCCAGCCUUGUCCAUCUCUGAGCACCCUUGGUGCCUCCCUGUUUAGUAGCUGUGGCCUGAAUUACUUUUCUCUGAUUGGCGUCUGCAUUACACUUCCAAGCACCUGCACUCAACGAGGACAACAGCCUGUCAGAGACUUUGGUUCUAAGAUACCCUGGUUACAGUCCUUCCAUAUUUGAGCAGGGACAGACCCAUCCCCGGCUCCAGGCUUAUUUCUCAGGAUCCCUUCACUAGAACACAUGCAUGAGUGCAUCCUUAGCAGGGGGAUGUCGCCGCUCUACUCUGGGUUGUCUUCUUCAAAUUAGGCUAUUUUUGUCAUAGGCUCUGGUCCAAUGAGCCUGUGUUUGGGAUGGUUGCCAAUUUUGAUUGGACGUAUUCUUGGAGGUUUCAUCACAUGACAUAAUCUUUAAUUAAAGAUUAAUUCCAGGGGACUCCAGGGCAAUCCUGUAUGAUUGGCUUAGCUGGGGCCUUGGAGCCCCUAGGCAGUAGAACUGGGCCCCUGAGCUGUGUGACAGUGCAGAAGUAUGAAGCAGGCAGACUCCUGAUCUUCAUACUAUAGCAUGGCUUUUGGGUCUGUGUGGAGUUCUCACCCGCUAUCCAGAGCCAGGGAGGGUAACCAGAUAUCCUCAUAUUAUCAGGCCUGUCCCAUUAUUAGGGGCUUUGUCUUGUAUACGCAACCAUACCUCCCCCUGAAAAAAGGUGUCCCGAUUUUUCACACUUGUUAUCUGGUCACCCUAGAGCUAGGGAUCCUUCUCCAUUGUUCAACUCUGUGCUUUGUGGCUUCCUGGCUAUUCCCUCCACUCUAUACCUCCCAUGACCACUAGAGGGCCUUGAGGUUCUGCAGAUGUUACAGCUCCUUAGAAGGUACCUGGGCUG